Messenger RNA from Gastrolobium bilobum, 2307 nucleotides. RefSeq names its product aspartokinase 2, chloroplastic-like. Gene Ontology annotation, biological process: amino acid biosynthetic process. Gene Ontology annotation, cellular component: chloroplast stroma. NCBI's taxonomy places the organism in Eukaryota, Viridiplantae, Streptophyta, Magnoliopsida, Fabales, Fabaceae. The record is from RefSeq and is a predicted model, not a curated record. Bases 194 to 1930 code for a protein of 578 amino acids. Gene Ontology annotation, molecular function: aspartate kinase activity. The transcript has 14 exons.
CCACAUUCUCCCUCAUUCAUUAUUGUCCUCUUAAAUUCCCUUCAUUGAGAGUUCUCGCAUUUCCACCUACUGAAGCUCUUUCUUUCAAGAUCGAGCUUCGGAAAAGUUGAGAAAGCAUUUGUGAAAUAACAGUUUCUCAGAUCCUUGAGAAAAGUUUGUGUUAUUUGUCGAAAUAACUUCAAAAAUAAUAAGCAUGGCAAGCGCGUUGCAGCUUCAUGUGGUUAAAGGAAACCUCGCUGUGACAUUAAUGAGAAGCUUGCAUUUGCAUAACCAACAACCUAUGUUGUUGUCGUCACAACGAAGAAUAGGGUUUUCAUUUUCAGCAUUUGAUGCUCCUUUUCCAAGGCUAUGUUCUGAAAGAGGAAUUUGGAGUAAUAAGGUGGCAUUCAGUAGUGUCACGUGCAAGGCAACAACGGCAAGAAGCGAUGUGCUUGAGAAGCACGUGACUGAGGAUGAUAACAAUGAGAAGUUUAGUGAAAGUGAAACCAGUUUCACUUGUGUUAUGAAAUUUGGUGGAUCCUCUGUGUCUUCUGCAGAGAGGAUGAAAGAGGUUGCGAACCUUGUGCUAAGCUUUCCAGAAGAGAGGCCUAUUGUUGUUCUCUCUGCUAUGGGAAAGACAACUAAUAAGCUUUUGCUGGCUGGAGAAAAAGCUGUUAGUUGUGGUGUUACUAAUGUCUCUAGCAUUGAUGAGCUUGGCUUUAUAAAAGACCUGCAUCUCAGGACUGCGGAUCAGCUUGGAGUGGAUGGAUCUGUUAUUGCAAAGCAUCUAGAAGAACUAGAGCAACUUCUGAAAGGGAUAGCCAUGAUGAAAGAGUUGACUAAACGGACUCAAGACUAUUUAGUUUCCUUUGGAGAAUGCAUGUCCACUAGGAUCUUUGCUGCAUAUCUUAAUACAAUGGGUGUCAAGGCUCGCCAAUACGAUGCAUUUGAGAUGGGUUUUAUAACAACUGAUGACUUCACCAAUGCGGACAUUUUGGAAGCAACUUAUCCGGCUGUUGCUAAGAGAUUGCAUAGUGAUUGGGUUUCUGAUCCUGCAAUUCCAAUUGUUACAGGCUUCCUUGGAAAGGCUCGGAAAUCAUGUGCAGUAACAACACUAGGUAGAGGAGGCAGUGAUUUGACAGCUACAGCAAUUGGGAAAGCACUAGGAUUGCCUGAGAUUCAGGUAUGGAAGGAUGUUGAUGGUGUCCUAACCUGUGAUCCAAAUAUAUACCCACAAGCAGAACCUGUCCCAUUCUUGACAUUUGACGAGGCUGCUGAACUUGCUUACUUUGGUGCUCAGGUUCUGCAUCCACAGUCUAUGAGACCUGCUAGAGAAAGUGAUAUUCCUGUUAGGGUUAAAAAUUCCUACAACCCUAAAGCUCCAGGUACUCUGAUAACCAAGGCAAGAGAUAUGAGCAAGGCAGUAUUAACAAGCAUUGUUUUAAAGCGUAAUGUGACCAUGUUGGAUAUAGUGAGCACCCGCAUGCUUGGUCAGUAUGGUUUCCUUGCUAAGGUGUUUUCAAUCUUCGAAGAUUUAGGCAUAUCAGUUGAUGUUGUAGCUACAAGUGAAGUCAGUGUUUCCUUGACAUUGGAUCCAUCAAAGCUAUGGAGCAGAGAACUAAUUCAGCAGGAACUUGACCAUGUUGUUGAAGAACUAGAGAAAAUUGCUGUGGUGAAUCUCCUGCAGAAUAGAUCCAUCAUCUCUCUCAUUGGAAAUGUUCAGAGGUCAUCCCUGAUAUUGGAGAAGGCAUUUCGAGUUCUUCGAACCCUUGGUGUCACUGUUCAAAUGAUCUCUCAGGGUGCAUCUAAGGUGAACAUCUCAUUGGUUGUAAAUGAUAAUGAAGCAGAACAGUGUGUCAGGGCUCUCCACUCAGCAUUCUUUGAGAGUGAGCAAUCAGAGUUAGAGAAAGAAUACAGAAAUGGGAAUGGUUCUGUUGCCGAAUUAUCUUAAAGACACGUGGGUUCAAUUCUUUGUAGUUGAGAUACAUUCCAAUCUGAAUUUCUAAUGUCAACCAAGCAUUUUUCAAUUCCUUCUAACCUUGUGCAUUGAGAUGUAGAACAGUGUAGUUUACGGGAAGAUAAAUGAUGGUUGGGAGGAAUGACGAAGUAUUAGUGUAUACUAGUCCUGAUAUUGCUAGAGAGUAGAUCUUUGUAUUCUUCGUAGCUGCCUCCAAAGGGGCUAACCAGCUGCAAGCAAUUAUUAUUUAUUAUAUUGUUAGAAAACAUUCCAUGCAAGAAGCUCCAAGAGUUCCCUUCACGUCUGCCCAAUUGAAAUGUAGCAUAAGGUUGUAUUUGGAGAUAUUAGCAUGCAUGUAAUCGACUUUGUUA